UCAGUUUUGCAUAGUAAAUGUCGAGUUACAGUGUUUGAUGUUGGCAUAAGCCAUAGUCCUUCAGUUUGCAUAGUCAAUAUCUUCUAAGCUGAAUCUUUUUAUGUGAUGCUAUUCUUAUUUAGGCUUCACAACUAUGAUAUGUGUAAAUAUCUGUUGUAGUUAAUUUUAUAUAUUUUGCCAUUCUUUUAGUGUUACAAGGACAACCUUGGAUUUCCAUUCCUCCAAGACCUCCACAAUUAAGUUAGUUUUCUCUUGAAAAGUUCUGUUAACUACAAAUGAUCACCUCUUCAAGAAAGAAAAAACUACCAAUGAGCAGCAGAAACCAAUGGCAUUAUCUGCAUUACAGUUAGUAAAUGGUGAACAUUGACCUUUUUGUGAAGAAGCAAUACUUUUGAGUCAUAUGUGUUGUCUCAUUAUCAAUUAAAGGGCACCUGGAGUUAGCAAAACUCAUUUCAGCCUAUUCUCGUUCUCCUACAAUGUUCUUGAGUACAUUAUAGGCAUAUUGCAAGAUCAAUUCUUGUCAUGUCAUGAUGUUAUUGGGCGUCUCCUACCAGCUGAGCUUUGUUCUUUAGCACUCAUCUCUGAUAUUAAUGCUUCCACUUCAAUUAUUUGUCAAUGUCUAUAGUAAACAUGGGUACCUUGUGUUACAGAUGAGAUUAAAAAAGCAAAAGCGUCAUCGCAGAAGUGUGAGAUUCUAUACAACAUGCUUUGGUUUCAGAUCGCCCUUCAAGGUCUUAUGUGAUGGAACGUUUAUACACCAUCUUCUAGUUAAUCGCAUCACUCCAGCUGAUACGGCCCUCUCAAAUAUUUUAGGUGCUCCAGUCAAAAUGUUCACAACCAGAUGUGUUCUUGCAGAGUUGAAAAGCCUUGGUGAAGCCUACUCUGAUUCUCUUAAUGUGGCUCGUGAUCUUAUGCCUGCGAGAUGUGAUCAUGAAAAGAGGAAGAGCGCUGUGGCUUGUCUAGCAGAAGUUAUUGGGGAAGACAAUUCAGAGCAUUUCUUUGUUGCUAGUCAAGAUGCUGACCUGCGCAAGAAGUUUCAAGAGAUACCAGCUGUUCCUGUAAUAUUUGCACUGCGAAAUGCUCUAUUCCUUGAACCUCCAUCCCAGUCUCAGCAACAGUUUGCCAAAGUUGCAGAAGACCAGCGCUCUCAUAUGAAUGAGUUAGAGUUUAAGAUGCUCCUUAAUAAGAAAAACAGAAGUUCAGCAACGGAGGAACCAGGGGAGUCCUCUGUUGCAGAUGAAGUUUUGCCAGAUAAUAUCAUAGAAGAUUUGAAGAAAAAUGCUGCUAAAAGGAAAACAGAUGUAAAGGAUAAAGUGCAAUUCAAGAGAAAGAGAGCUAAGGGUCCAAAUCCGCUCUCCUGUAAGAAGAAAAAAACUGAGAACCAAAAUCAUGUUGCCAAAAAGGAAGGUAAUGAGAGUGUUGAAACAAUAAGGAGCAGGAGCAGGCAAAGGAAGAGAUCACGUAAGCAGAAAAAUUCCGCCAACGCAACCGAGUAAACCACGUCCUGCACAUCUGGUGAAUCUCAAUUUUUCAUCAUGGAUAUGAUAGUGUUGUAUAUUAAUGCAUACAGUCAUACCGAACGAAGCUGUCUUAUGCCAAAAUAUUUCAUAAACACAUGAUGAAAGAUAGAUUCUUGAUGUAUGCAGAGGAUGUAGGCGUGCUGACUCUUGAAGAUAUUCACAAUUUGACGAGUAUUUUUCGCAUGGAUGGGAUGAAUUUGGAAAGAACUACAUAUUAACAGGAGUCUGUAGAGCUUAAGCUCAAUUUUGUGGUAGUUAUCAUCUCUUGUAUUUUGUUUCUUUUAGAUGGUUUUUGCUUUUGGGAAUCCACUACAUCAGGUGUUAUCGAAGUGGUUAUAGUUUCAUUGUUCCUCUGCUUUAUUUAUCUCAUCUUGUUGCAAUGGAAACAUCUGGACCGCCUAUGGCUAUCAUCAAGCUUGCCAUUUUGUUA
Molecule: messenger RNA, 1950 nt
Organism: Cynara cardunculus var. scolymus (artichoke)
Lineage: Eukaryota; Viridiplantae; Streptophyta; Magnoliopsida; Asterales; Asteraceae
Product: rRNA-processing protein UTP23 homolog
Exons: 7
Coding region: 591-1496 (301 amino acids)
Cellular component (GO): nucleolus; small-subunit processome
Molecular function (GO): small ribosomal subunit rRNA binding
Source: RefSeq, a predicted model, not a curated record